Molecule: messenger RNA, 516 nt
Organism: Salvia splendens (bonfire salvia)
Lineage: Eukaryota; Viridiplantae; Streptophyta; Magnoliopsida; Lamiales; Lamiaceae
Exons: 1
Coding region: 1-516 (171 amino acids)
Molecular function (GO): RNA-DNA hybrid ribonuclease activity; nucleic acid binding
Source: RefSeq, a predicted model, not a curated record
AUGGAACCCCCCGACCAAACGUGCAUUAAACUCAACAAGGACGGGUCCUUCAUGGAAGCAACCAACAAAGCAGGAGGAGGAGGAAUCAUACGGGAUCAUUCGGGCAAUAUGCUUGUAGCCUUUUGUACGCCCCUGGAUGCACACUCGGCCCUGGAGGCUGAGCUAAUGCCCAUGAUCCAAGGCCUGGACAUUGCCAAGGACUUCGGAUUACCAAUUUGGCUCGAAUCAGAUGCCGAGCAAGCAAUCAAAUUGAUCAAUGGAAUGGUUUGGGGGUCGGCAUGUGUUAGGCAAGUCGUGGCAAAAUUGAGCCUGCUCAAGCGUCAACUCAAAUUCCGAGCCACGUUCAUACACCGGGAGGGAAACAAAGCGGCGGAUCUCCUUGCUCGAAAGGGCCUAGAGCAAGACACUGACCUAAGAAUGCAACACAAUUCAGCAUCGAGAGAUCUCUUGGACCUCAUCCUACGGGAUGCAAUGGGAGUCCACCACAUUAGGGACCUCGAAGGAGACGAACACUAG